AUGAAUGCCGCUGUCCAAGCAACAGAUGUUUAUGAUGGGUUUGAAAGAGGCGAAGAGACUCUGAUAGUAGCGCUUGACCUCGAUGAUGUCUACAACAGGAUUGAGUACGAUGUCCUUUUGAGAACAAUGAUCAACCUGAAGAUUAUCCCCCAGCUCGUGGUAUGGGUAGGUGAGGCAUUGCUGAAGAGGAGAGUUGCAAUGUGGCUGGGAAACUGGACAUGUGACACCAGAAGCAUCACACCGGAGUCGCUGCAGGGAUCACCACUCUCACCAGUGUUAUUCAACAUAUACACAGUUGGAAAAACUUCUGGACAACUGGAAAGCCUAGGGCGGGAGCUGAGCUUUGCGGAUGUUGUCCUUGUAUACAGACAGACAGGGUAA
Molecule: messenger RNA, 381 nt
Organism: Aplysia californica (California sea hare)
Lineage: Eukaryota; Metazoa; Mollusca; Gastropoda; Aplysiida; Aplysiidae
Exons: 1
Coding region: 1-381 (126 amino acids)
Source: RefSeq, a predicted model, not a curated record